AUGGCCUGGCUUCUAAUCUGUUGGCACAUCACAAUAUUGCUUAUUAUCCUGGGAAUGGGACAUGCCGCUGAGAAGGAGAGCAGCAUGCUGGGAGCUACAGCCAAAGGUACUGUCAUCCUCGGAGGAAUCUUUGCCGUUCACGAAGAUGUAGAAAAAGAAAACAGAACCUUUGCACCACACCUCCAUCCAUGCAUCAGGUUGGAAGCAAGAGGUCUGGUGAGGAUGCUGGCUAUGAUCAACGCUGUGGAGAAGGUGAACAGAUCCCCGCUGCUGGCUGAUGUGAACGUCACCCUGGGUUACCACAUCCUGGACUCCUGCGCUGAUGUCAGCACCGCUCUGAGAGCCACGGCACACUUCAUCGAGCGGAGCCACUGCCCCGGGACCACCAGCUGUGGCCCCCCCGUCCUGGCUGUUGUGGGGGCCUCUAACUCUGAAGGAUCCAUCGCCAUCGCCAGGCAACUGACCCUCGAGAUGAUCCCUCAGAUCAGUUAUUCAUCCACUGCUGUCACUCUGAGUGAUAAGAGGCGAUUCCCUGCCUUCAUGAGGACCAUUCCUAAUGACAGGCACCAGACCGCUGCCAUGGUCAGUCUGCUCAGCACCUACGGCUGGACCUGGGUGGGGGUAGUAAUCACUGAUGGGAAUUACGGCCAAUCAGCUCUUGAGAACUUUGUGUCCCAGGCUUCCAAAAAUGGGAUCUGUGUGGCCUUCAAAUCCAUCAUACCUCAGGCAGUGGGCAGUCAGGACGUCCGGUCUGCUAUCACUCAGACUGCCAGGACCAUCUUUGAGAAUCCUGAGGCUCAGGUGAUCGUGUCAUUUGCUAAGCCCACUCUCAUGGUGUACCUCUACCAGGAGCUUAAGAACCAGAUGCUGAGAGGAGGACGGGACAGGGAAUCCAUGAGAAGAGUCUGGGUGGCCAGUGACAGCUGGUCCUCCUCCAGCUCCGUGAAGGAAAACAUACAUCUGGAGGACAUGGGACAUGUUCUGGGCUUCACCUUCAAAAGUGGAGACCUAUCGUCGUUCAAUGAGUACCUGAGCAGACUGGAGGCAGCUGGACAUGACGAUACAGGGGAUAACGUCUUCCUGCAGGAGUUCUACACGCAGCUGAAUGCUAGUGAAGGUUAUGGAGACACUGAGCUGGUGUCUAAGGCUGUGGAAACCCUCAGAGAACACACUCAUGCCAGCACUAUCUUCAGUGUGGAGAUGGCUGUGAGCGCCAUCGCUCAAGCCCUGGUCUCAGUCUGCAGGAACAGAGACUGCAGAACCCCCGGCACAGUGCAGCCCUGGGAGUUGCUGAAAGCUAUGUGGAUGGAGGAGUUUAAACUGAGAGACAAGAGCUUUAAGUUUGACAGCAGCGGAGACAUCAACCUGGGCUACGACGUGACCAUGUGGAGGUCAGACGGAGAGAACAUCCACGUCCAGAAUGUCGUGGCUGAGUAUCACCCGCACAACAACAGCUUCACCCACAGCAACCACAGCACCACCCAACAGCUCAAUGCUCUGAAGCACAUCAUCUCCAAAUGCUCCAAAAGCUGUGUCCCUGGGGAGUCAAAGAAAACCACCAAGGGUCCACACACCUGCUGUUACGAGUGUGCCAUCUGUUCUGCAAACUACUACUCUAAUGACACAGACAUGGCCCAGUGUCUGAGCUGUGACCCAGUCACAGAAUGGUCUCCUGAGGGCACCUCCAGCUGCCUCCCUAAGGACCGGCUCUUCUUCUCCUGGCAGGACCCCUUCGCCAUGGUUCUCCUGACCUUCUCUGCCCUGGGCGUCAUCCAGAAUCUGCUGGUGUCCGCUCUGUUUCUACAACAGCAGGACACUCCUGUAGUGAAGGCUGCCGGAGGGCCACUGAGCCAGGUUAUCCUGUUCUCUCUCGUCAUCAGUAACAUCAGUGCCAUGCUGUUUGUCGGCCGGCCCAACAGUCUCCAGUGUAAGGCUCGACAGGUGCUGUUUGGCGUCAGCUUCACUCUGUGUGUGUCCUGCAUCCUGGUGAAGACGCUGCACAUCCUGCUCGCCUUCCAGUUCAACCCCGAGCUGCAUGAGGUUCUGCGGGGGCUGUACAAGCCGUACAUCAUCGUCGCCAUCUGUGUGAGCUUACAAGCAGUUACCUGCAUCUGCUGGCUGGUCCUCAAAAGCCCAUAUAACCACAUCGUCAAUAAUCCAACCACUCUGCUGGAGGCCUGUCACGAGGGCUCGUAUUUGGCCUUCGGGGUGAUGUUGGGCUACAUAGCUGUCCUGGCGUUCGUGUGUUUCAUCUGCGCCUUCAAAGGUCGCAAACUGCCACACCUGUACAACGAGGCCAAGUUCAUCACCUUCAGCAUGCUGCUCUACCUCAUCUCCUGGCUGCUCUUCGUUCCCGUCUACAUCACCACUUCAGGAGUCUACCUGCCGGCUGUGGAGAUGGUGGUCAUCCUCAUCUCCAACUAUGGCAUCCUCUGCUGUCAUUUCUUCCCAAAGUGCUACAUAAUUCUUUUUAAGAAGGAACAGAACACGAAUACUGCUUUUAGGAAGAAACUAUAUGAGUACUCCAAUAAAACCACAGAUGUUGUCUCUGUGUCUGUGGUGACAAACUGCAGAGAAGGGGUUACUUGCCCAAGUCUGCACAGAGGGUCAAUCACACGACACUGCCGCGAAAGAAGCAACAGCAUAUAA
Messenger RNA from Gymnodraco acuticeps, 2649 nucleotides. RefSeq names its product G protein-coupled receptor, class C, group 6, member A (gene gprc6a). Gene Ontology annotation, molecular function: G protein-coupled receptor activity. The record is from RefSeq and is a predicted model, not a curated record. Gene Ontology annotation, cellular component: membrane. NCBI's taxonomy places the organism in Eukaryota, Metazoa, Chordata, Actinopteri, Perciformes, Bathydraconidae. Bases 1 to 2649 code for a protein of 882 amino acids. Gene Ontology annotation, biological process: G protein-coupled receptor signaling pathway. The transcript is spliced from 6 exons.